AUGCCACUAAAAGUUUAUAAUAAUAAUAAUAUCAUUCUAUUAAAAUGGUCAUUCAUAAUAUCUAUUUUACUAACUUUAAUUCAAUCAAUCUCGUCAGUUGAUCCACGUUACGGUCAUACUGCUACUCUUAUAAAUGAUACAAUAUAUUUUGUAGGUGGAAAAACAAAUGGUGAUAGAUUUACCGUGGAUUUUAUAAGUCUUAACUUAUCAAAUACUUUCUUAUUAAAUAUACCUCCUUGGUUAGAACAAGAUUCUACAGGAAUGCCAUUAACAUAUGAUCAUUCUGCUGUAGCUGGUGGUUUAAAUUAUACUAAAAUUGUGGUUUUUGGAGGCGGUGUGGGUGAUCCUGCUUCUGCUGCUAUGCCAAGUUUAACAGUUUAUGAUCCAAUACUUAAAUUUUGGAAUCGAUUAACAAUUUCUUCAACACCAAUAAGAAGAUUUAAACAUUCUGCUGCAAUAUUAUCAAAUCAAAAUAUGUUAAUUUAUGGUGGUGAAGUGGGUAGUGAAACUGGAAGUCAAACUAGUUUUGUAGAAUAUGAUUUUUGGAGUUUUAAUACUAUUUCAUUAUCUGCUUGGCAAGGUUUACCAUCUUUGGCUAAUUCUCCUGGAAUGAGAGAACGUCAUACUACUAGUGUUAUUGGAAAUAAGAUGAUUAUUUUAGGAGGUACUGACGGUAAAUCUCUUAUCUCUAUGAGUUUAAUCUAUGUAUUUGAUUCUGUUGCAGUUAAUUGGACUUUAAUAACUGCUACCGGUCAAGUUCCUUCUCCACGAAAUGAUCAUUCAGCUGUAGAUAACACUACAAUAUUUGGAGACGUUGCAGUUCUUGAUACGACAUAUUGGAGCUGGGUUGCUCCUCCUACAAAUAAUACACCUGUAAAUCGUUCUCAACAUUCGGCAACAAUCUUUGGUGCUAAUAUGAUCGUUGCAUUUGGAAUAAUUAGUCCUGGAGCAGGCCCUGGAAACAUAGAUAAUCAAAUAUAUUGUUUAAAUUUAUUAAAUUGGACGUGGGUAAAUAAUUACGUUCCACAAUCUUUUCCACCUGAUAGAAAUUUAACAACUCCUCCAACAACAACAAUAACUCCAACUUGGACUUCGGCUACUGCUUCUCCAACCAUCACCUCUACAAAUCCAAUUAAAAAUGACGAUCAAGAAAUAAGCAUAUCAAAGGGAUUGGCUAUAGGAUUAUUAGUUUUAUUAUUAAUCGUUUGCAUAUCAAUAAUAGCAUUUAUAAUAUAUUACAUUAAUCAUCAACGUAAAAUAUCAAAUGGUGAUACUUCAAAUCAAAUAGACACUGAAGAACAAAUGACUCAACCACAAAAUUCUAUAUUUGCUCAAACUUUACUUGGAAAUACUAGUAACAAUGAUAUAAGACCUGCUGAUCCUGAAAAUGGAAAACGACGUAGUGUAAAAUUUAGUGAAACUAAUAUAACUAUAACUCCUGUUGUAUAUACCAAAGGACAUCAUCCUCAAGGAAGUUUAGAAGUUGAACUUGGUAACACUAAUGAUCUUAAUGUGAUUAACGGUGUAUCAGGGCGUGACAUAAUAACACGGACAGGAAUGGAAACAGAAGAUGGUGGUAGUAGGUCUCGGAGAUUGAGUUCGUUAAGCAUCAAUAUUAUGAACAUUGGUAGAGGUUUGGAUGUCCAAAUGCAAAGUAGCGCGAUGUUGGUAUCAAGAAAUGAAUUAAGGGUUGUUAAUCCGGAUAUUACUGAUCAAGACGACAAUAAUUAA
This is a messenger RNA of Dentiscutata erythropus, 1731 nucleotides long. The record is from the annotation of a GenBank genome assembly. Lineage: Eukaryota; Fungi; Glomeromycota; Glomeromycetes; Diversisporales; Gigasporaceae.